AUGGCUGUCCUAAAAGUAAAAUUCACAAAAACUAAGAGAGACAAAUUGGCUCAGAUCCUGUGGAUCCUCAACUGGGUUUCUGUAGCAACUGGUGUCAUUCUCUUCAGCUUGGGUCUCUUUCUGAAAAUAGAGAUCAAGAAGCGCAGUGAGGUAAUGGCAAAAGGGGAGAUUAACUCUGUCCCCAACAUGCUCAUCUCAGUAGGGGUCAUAGCUUGCAUCAUCAACUUCCUUGGUGGCAAAAUCUGCUAUGACUGUUCGGACACCAACAAGUUCUCCCGAUGGAGGCUAGUCAUGCUCCCUUACAUUGUGUGCACCUUCUGCUUCACCUUCUGCAUCCUGGUGGGUGCUGUCAUGUGCUACACCAUGAGGAAUGAGUUGGAGGAGUCUCUUUAUCUGGGAUUGAGAGAUGCUAUUAAAUUCUACAAGGACACAGACAUCCCUGGACGGUGCUUCUUAAAGAAAACCAUAGACCUAUUACAAAUUGGCUUCCAGUGCUGUGGAAACAAUGGCUUCAGAGACUGGUUUGAAAUUCAGUGGAUAUCUGUUCGUUAUCUGAAUAUGGCCUCCAAAGAGGUUUUGAACCGUCUGAAAAGUAAUGUUGAUGGGAAGUUCUUGGUGGAUGGAGUGCCCUUCAGUUGCUGCAAUCCAAAUUCACCACGGCCUUGUAUCCAAUACCAGCUUACAAAUAACACCGCUCACUAUAAUUAUGAUUUUCUGAUGGAGGAGCUCAAUAUCUGGAUGAAGGGAUGCAGGCAGGCCCUGCUGGAUUACUACACUGGUAUCAUGAGGUCAAUUGGGCUUACUGUGCUCAUCGUCUGGUUGUUUGAGAUCUCUGUACUUAUUGGGGUCCGUUACCUGCAAACGGCAAUGAAGAAUGUUCUCCUAUUGGGUGAUCCAGAGUGUGAGUCAGAUGGCUGGUUACUGGAGAACAGCUUUGUAGAAACUGCCAAAUACAACUUCAGCAUCAUUAAGAACCUUGGCAAAGCCAAUCAGAUCUCUACUGUCUCAGAGACGAAUGAUCCCAAUAUGGAUGUUCAAACUGCAAACUAUGGUCCAGACAAUGUUCCAUCAAAAUCCAUCCCCAAAGCUAGCUAGACAUGACAGAUGCUUUACUGAAGACGUAAAUAUGGUUUGAUACCUUAACUGCAAUCCUGAAGUUACCAGAUUUUUCACUGGUGGGGACAAAAUGGGAACACUAACUGGGUAAUUGGACAAAUCACAGCGUGGUGGCGGCAAGUCCAAAAGCU
This is a messenger RNA of Caretta caretta (loggerhead turtle), 1247 nucleotides long. RefSeq names its product photoreceptor outer segment membrane glycoprotein 2. Gene Ontology annotation, cellular component: plasma membrane. NCBI's taxonomy places the organism in Eukaryota, Metazoa, Chordata, Testudines, Cheloniidae. Gene Ontology annotation, biological process: visual perception. The record is from RefSeq and is a predicted model, not a curated record.